CCUGGUCGGCAAACAAACAAUAAUCAGCUGUUUCCAUUGCUUAUUUCCAACAAUUUGCAGCAAAAAAGUGAACAAUUACCCAGAGUAUAGGGCACCCAGUGACCAAACUAUGCUGCUGUAAUCACCCGCGAAAGGAGAAACACAACGGUAAAGAUAAAACCAGGCGAGAUAACAACACGCACAGGUGCCAAACAUGCUGUCCUACAUAAAGCGCAAGCUCUCCGAAUCCGACGGCGGCGCCAGUUCGGUCGCAACAGUGACGUCGUCAUGCGGCGGCGGUGAUAGUGGGAGUGCGGGCGGUACGGGCGGAAGUGGAAGCGGUACGGGCAGCAGCAGCAGCAGUGCCAGUAUCAGUAAAAGCGGCCAGCGCAGCCAGAACGCCGACGAGUUAGUGCGCAAAACGAGCCAGAUGUCGAUGGAUGAUGAGGCUAUUGCCUUCGGGGAGGACGCACUGCUCCAUGAACUGGGCUACAAGAGUUCGACGGAGCUGCAGGAAACCAUCUAUGAUCUGUUGCGCGGCAUUCGCGAUCCGGAGAAACCGUGCUCUUUGGAGGACCUGAACGUUGUCUAUGAGGAUGGAAUCUUUGUGAUGCCACCCACGCGCUCAAAUGUCUCAGUUGUGCGCAUCGAGUUUAACCCCACGGUGCCGCAUUGCUCGCUGGCCACGCUGAUUGGACUCUGUAUACGCGUGAAAGUAGAACGUGGACUUCCGCACAACAUAAAACUAGACAUAUACAUCAAAAAGGGUGCCCAUCAAACCGAGGAAGAGAUUAACAAGCAAAUCAAUGACAAGGAGCGCAUCGCUGCUGCCAUGGAGAACCCCAAUCUGCGGAAUUUGGUCGAGAACUGCAUUAAGGAUGAGGAGUAGCUCUCUUUGUCAUAUCUUGCUGUACAUAGGGAAUUUUUUGAGGAAUGUCUAGGAUUAAGUAUACUAUUAAGCUGCGUCAGGGACUGUGUGGUUAGCAUUAAAGCCCUUUAAAUCUGUUAA
Messenger RNA from Drosophila yakuba, 988 nucleotides. It is a transcript of the gene galla-1, whose product is annotated as MIP18 family protein galla-1. The transcript is spliced from 4 exons. The record is from RefSeq and is a predicted model, not a curated record. The coding region runs from base 194 to 868 and encodes 224 amino acids. Lineage: Eukaryota; Metazoa; Arthropoda; Insecta; Diptera; Drosophilidae.